Molecule: messenger RNA, 1341 nt
Organism: Propithecus coquereli (Coquerel's sifaka)
Lineage: Eukaryota; Metazoa; Chordata; Mammalia; Primates; Indriidae
Product: zinc finger protein 85-like
Exons: 4
Coding region: 1-1341 (446 amino acids)
Biological process (GO): regulation of transcription by RNA polymerase II
Molecular function (GO): RNA polymerase II cis-regulatory region sequence-specific DNA binding; DNA-binding transcription factor activity, RNA polymerase II-specific
Source: RefSeq, a predicted model, not a curated record
AUGGCUGGUUCUCAGGGAUUGCUAACAUUCAAGGAUGUAGCCAUCGAAUUCUCUCAGGAGGAGCAGGCGUGCCUGGAUCCUGCUCAACAGAAUUUGUACAGGGAUGUAAUGUUAGAGAACUACAGAAACCUGGUCUUCCUGGGUCUCGUUGUUUCUAAGCCGGACCUGAUCACCUUUCUGGAGCAAAGACAAGGGCCCUGGAAUGUGAAGAGACAUGAGACAGUAGCCAAACUCCAGGAGAAGUCUUAUGAAUGUAAUAAAUGUUUAGAAGCUUCUACCAAGUCAUCAAAUCAUAAUCAGCAUCAAAGAAUCCAUUUUGGAGUAAAUGCAUACAGAUAUAAUAAAUGUGAGAAAGUCUUUAGUCAAUCAUCAAGUCUAAAAAAAUAUGAGACAAUUCAUACUGAGGAGAAACUCUACAAAUGUAAUGAAUAUGGCAAAGUUUGUAACCGUAUCUCACAACUUAGUCAACAGCAGAGAAUUCAUACUGAAAGGAAACAAUACAAAUAUAAUGAAUGUGGCAAAGCCUUUAAACGUGGUUCACAUCUUAUUCAACAUCAGAGAAUUCAUACUGAAGAGAAACAGUACAAAUGUAAUCAAUGUGGCAAAGCCUUUAAACGACGUUCACAUCUUACUCAACAUCAGAGAAUUCAUACUGGACAGAAACCCUACAAAUGCAAAGAAUGCAGCAAAACCUUCAACUCUAGUACACAUCUUACUCAACAUCAGAGAAUUCAUACUGGAGAGAGACCUUACACAUGUAAAGCAUGCAAUAAAUCUUAUACUAGUUCUUCAAGUCUUAUUCAGCAUCAGAGAAUUCACACUGGAGGGAAACCCUACAAAUGUAAUGAGUGUGGCAAAACCUUUCACUGUAAUGCAUAUCUUAUUGUGCACCAGAGAAUUCAUACUGGAGAAAAACCCUACAAAUGUAAAGUAUGCAGCAAAUCUUAUAUUCAUCAUUCAAGUCUUAUUUAUCAUCAGAAAAUUCAUACUGAAGAGAAACUUUACAAAUGUAAAGAAUGUGGCAAGUCCUUUAACUAUAAAUCAUAUCUUACUGAGCACCAGAGAAUUCAUACUGGAGAAAAACCUUACAAAUGUAAAGUGUGUAGUAAAUCCUAUAGUCAUUCUUCAAGUCUUAUUCAGCAUCAGAGAAUUCAUACUGGAGAAAAACCUUACAAAUGUAAAGCAUGCAGUCAAUCUUAUACUCAGGCUUCAGGUCUUAUUCGGCAUCAGAGCAUUCAUACUGGAGAGAAACAUUAUAAAUGUGAAGAAUGUGGCAAAGCCUUUUACCAUAGUUCAAAUCUUAGUCGACAUAAAAGAAUUCAUGGUAGAAAAACUCUAUAG